Messenger RNA from Cercopithifilaria johnstoni, 534 nucleotides. NCBI's taxonomy places the organism in Eukaryota, Metazoa, Nematoda, Chromadorea, Rhabditida, Onchocercidae. The record is from the annotation of a GenBank genome assembly.
AUGGUUAGUAAAUUGCCAAAAAUCGCACCAAAAACAGUGAUUAAUCGCACACAAACGCCAGUGAUGGUAUGGCUACGUGAUAAACUAAAUGCAAUAUAUCGAGAUCGAACUACGCCACCACCUGGCUUACCAACAUCCGAUGGUGAGAGCAGAUUUUAUGAAAUGAAUCGUUUCCCGAAUACACAAGCAGCUCGAAGUCGUCCUUCUGUAUCGUUACCUGGUGGUGUAUAUCACAAGUCAUCCGAUAAUUAUUAUUUGGACAGAGAUGCUCGGCGCAGUGUUCAACCCCCGAAAUGCAUAUAUACCGCAGAUUCACACGGCCCUAUUUUCAAAAGCAUUGACGGCGAGAUAAUAAGUUUUGAAGCAGCAACAGAAGUAAAAGCAGGCUUGCGAAAAAAUUUUGGUCUGGAGUCACCAACUCCGGGUUUCGGGUAUGCAUGGCACCGGAACAAAGAGGAGGAAUUGCCUACGCCAAAGUAUUCGAAAGAUUUGGCUGCACUGGAAAAAUACGACAAAUUCGCGUAUAGUGAUUAA